UGGGAGGAGAAGGGUCGGAGUCGGGCGGUUGGUUGGUUGGCAGAGCUGCGGGUUGCAAGGAUGGCGUCCUGUACAGGGGAGUAGAGCGGUUGGUGAUUUUUGUUCCCGGAUUCCACUGCGGCAGUAGUUGGGACAGACGGAGCGGAUGGUGUAUGACUGCAGAUUUUAGAACAAACCCAAGAUGGCAGCCAACAAGAACAAGACGCAGAGUUCCUUGGUGCUGCACAAGGUGAUCAUGGUGGGCAGCGGCGGCGUGGGCAAGUCUGCUCUUACUCUACAGUUCAUGUAUGAUGAGUUUGUAGAAGAUUAUGAGCCCACCAAGGCUGACAGCUACAGGAAGAAAGUGGUGCUGGACGGAGAGGAGGUUCAGAUCGACAUCCUGGACACGGCGGGUCAGGAGGACUAUGCGGCCAUUCGAGACAACUACUUCCGCAGUGGCGAGGGCUUCCUGCUGGUCUUCUCCAUUACGGAGCACGAGUCUUUCACCGCAACAGCGGAGUUCAGAGAGCAGAUCCUGCGUGUGAAGGCGGAGGAAGAUAAGAUCCCUUUGCUCCUCGUAGGGAACAAAUCGGAUCUGGAGGACAGGAGACAAGUCCCCGUGGAUGAGGCCCGAGGCAAGUCGGAGGAAUGGGGAGUUCAGUAUGUGGAGACCUCGGCCAAAACCAGAGCCAAUGUAGAUAAGGUUUUCUUUGACCUCAUGCGGGAAGUCCGAUCGAAGAAAAUGUCUGAGAACAAAGACAAGAAUGGAAAGAAAAGCGGUAAAAGCAAGAAGAGCUUCAAACAACGUUGCUGCCUACUGUGAUGUGGAGCCGGCGGAAACCCGCCCGCGAAGGGCCGCAGCGAGCGAGGGCUCUGAACCCACCGCCUUCCUCCUUUUCUAACUCUAUUAGUAUUUUUAAUUCAAUGCUAAAGACCAGCAGCAGCCAGACGGGGUGCUAACCCCCCCCCCCUCUCUAGUAGGCAGGGGAGGAAUUGUCCCGCCACCCUCACACGUGGUUCUGAGCUUUUCUCUUUUUCCUCUUUCUAUUCUUCGCCGAAAAAAAGAACAAAUUUUUACCACUGCCAAAUAAAAAAAAUAAACUUUUCACGAGAGAAACUCUUGGCCACCUCUGCCCAGAAACUGUGAGAUCUCCUGCCCGCCCCAGGACUGUAAAGGGCGAACGGUCAACGUGCGAUCCACUACAUAGCCGAGAUUAAACGCCAAGCCAUGAGUUAUUAGUCCAGAUACAAGUUUAUUCCAAUGUUAGAUUAAAAUAGAAGACUUAACAAAAAAAUGAGUCGACGCGUUUCGUCAGGAAAGAGAUCCGCCCCCUUCACUGGGGAUUGAGGAUUGGAAACAAUGUAUAUGGGACUGAGUAAAAAGGAUACAAUGUAAAAUGAUCUUGGAAGCAGUGGAAUAUUAAAGCACAGUGUUCGUCGGCCUCCACUACAUAACGUCAUGCUGGCCAAGUGUUGAUGUAGAAAGCCGCGUAGAGCGAGGAGAGCUCUUGCCGUCUGACCCUCCCCCUCAACGCUCUACUGCCCCCUACACCCCUAAAGCGUUAAUACCCCCGGACCGGCUCUUUGUAAAUAGCAGGCGGGGCCCUUUUUACUGCUACUAAAGGUCUUUCUGGGAACGGCUCCUCGCGGCUUUGCGUCAGCCCUGAUCUAACGUGCCUCAUUUCCGUACGCAACCUAAAUUUUGUAUUUUAAUUUUUUUUUUUUUUUUGUUAUAAUUCAGGUUAUACUGCAGUAUUUUUUUUUUGUUGCUUGCCAAUUUCUUUACGCAGGUUUAGUCUGCGUUUUUUUUUUUCUUUUGUCACGGGCAGAAGCCACCAGACUUUCGGAGUUAUUAAUAAAGUUAUUCAAACACUUUU
Molecule: messenger RNA, 1856 nt
Organism: Rana temporaria (common frog)
Lineage: Eukaryota; Metazoa; Chordata; Amphibia; Anura; Ranidae
Gene: RALB
Product: RAS like proto-oncogene B
Exons: 5
Coding region: 182-802 (206 amino acids)
Biological process (GO): Ras protein signal transduction
Cellular component (GO): plasma membrane
Molecular function (GO): GDP binding; GTP binding; GTPase activity
Source: RefSeq, a predicted model, not a curated record